AUGCUGAGUGACACGGGAGAUGUCUACUCGUGCGGCAGCGGUUGGGAGCAUGUUCUGGUGCCUCCGGGCGGCAGACUUGUGAGCAGACUUGUGGCUUUCACAGACGAGGACACUCCCCCGGAAUGGGAUCGUGCGCGCGGGACUCCGCGAGUCAUCCCCGCACUGCAAGGCGUGAAGGCGAUUGCGGUGUCGGCGGGAGCAGAGCACAGCCUAGUGCUGAGCGAGGCGGGGGAGGUGUACUCGUGGGGCAGCAGCUCGGAGGGCAAGCUUGGGCAUGGCGAUUGCGAGUACAAUGACGCGACAUGGUGCUGCCACGCUCCGCGCGUGAUCCGAGCUUUGCAAGGCGUGAGGGUGGUCGCCGUGUCGGCGGGCCAAAACCACUCCCUAGUGCUCAGUGAGGCGGGAGAGGUGCUCUCCUUCGGCUGUGGCGGGAGUGGACGCGGAGAGUUCUACGGCAUGCUCGGGCACGGCGAGGACGAGCACGACCAUUUCACGCCGCGGCUCAUCGAGGCGCUUCGAGGAGUGAGGAUAGUUGCGGUGUCUGCGGGAGGCACUCACAGCCUCUGCCUGAGUGAGGCGGGAACGGUCUACUCGUUUGGCUCGGGCUACGACGGCCAGCUUGGGCAUGGCGAUUGCCACAGCCAGCUUACGCCGCGAGUCAUAGAGGGGCUCCAAGGGGUGGUGAGGGUGGUGGGGAUAGCCGCAGGUCAAGGUGACUAUGCGGAGACCAGCUUUGCCGUGAGUGAGGAGGGCGAUGUGUAUGGUUGGGGUGAGUGGAAGGGUGGCGAGAGCCGGCCGUGUCUUGUGCCUGGUGGCGAGGAGAGCCGGCAGAUGCAAUCCGGGCCAUACCCCACGGCGUGCUUGAUGGUCCCGCUGCAGUAUCCGAAUUUGCGACUGUCCACAGCGUGA
This is a messenger RNA of Emiliania huxleyi CCMP1516, 909 nucleotides long. RefSeq lists its product as hypothetical. The transcript has a single exon. NCBI's taxonomy places the organism in Eukaryota, Haptophyta, Isochrysidales, Noelaerhabdaceae. Bases 1 to 909 code for a protein of 302 amino acids. The record is from RefSeq and is a predicted model, not a curated record.